AUGGACUCGAUGAUGAACAAGACGAAGGACACGGCGGACAAGUACACUGGCGACAAGUCGAUGUCGGACCAGGCCAAGGAUACUGCAAACAAGUACACUGGCGACAAGUCUAUGAUGGACAAGGCAAAGGACACGGUGAACGACUACACUGGAGGUAAUUCGAGCAAUAAGUCCAUGUCAGACCAGGCUAAGGACACGGCGAACAAGUACACUGGUGAAAAGUCGUUCUUGGACAAGGCAAAGGACGUUGUGAACGACUACACGGGAGGCAAUUCAAGCAACAAGUCGAUGUCAGACCAGGCAAAGGACACGGCGGACAAGUACACUGGUGAUAAGUCGAUGUCGGACCAGGCCAAGGAUACGGCAAACAAGUACACUGGCGACAAGUCCAUGAUGGACAAGGCAAAGGACACGGUGAACGACUACACUGGAGGUAAUUCGAGCAAUAAGUCCAUGUCAGACCAGGCUAAGGACACGGCGAACAAGUACACUAGUCACGAUUCGUACUAG
This is a messenger RNA of Peronospora farinosa, 510 nucleotides long. The record is from the annotation of a GenBank genome assembly. Lineage: Eukaryota; Oomycota; Peronosporomycetes; Peronosporales; Peronosporaceae.